UUGCAGAAUUCUACAUACAUCGAAGAUGCAGUAAAUAGUUCAUUUCUCACGGAAGAGUUAUCGCAUUUGGACACCGAGGCGAGCUGUAACCACCUUGCGACCAUCACGAUGCCAGGAACGUGCUUGAUGACCGAUGCGGUCAGGACAGUGGAUAGUUAGUGAUGAGGAGGAGCAAGUUAUCGGCGUGCCGACGGCCCAGGUCACCAGUAACAUGCCAGUCCUCGAUCCCAGCGCCGAUUCAACUCCACUUCGAGGACUUCUGAUCGCCAUCUUCGUCCUAUUGUCCCUGCCGCGUUGUCGCUGCUCGGAUCUAGGACAAUGCACCACGGCGUUGGGCAUGGAGAGCGGAGAAAUCCCCGAUGAAGACAUCUCGGCGAGUUCUAUGUACGAUCCCAGCCUCGGACCGAAACAUGCCAGGCUACGACAAGACAAGGGCGGCGGCGCGUGGUGCCCGAGAAAUAUGGUAACCAAGGAGGGCAAGGAAUACCUGGAGGUGAAUCUGCACUCUCCGCGUUUACUGACGUCCACGAAAACGCAGGGCAGAUUCGGCAACGGUCACGGGGUCGAGUACACCGAGGAGUACUUUGUCGAGUAUUGGCGGCCGGGGUUCAACAAGUGGGUGCGAUGGAGGAAUCGACAUGGUAUGGAGCUUCUGGUGGGCAAUAAUAAUCCGUACACGGAAAAGGAGCAGAUCUUCGAUCCAGCUGUAAUCGCAACGAAAAUCCGCUUCAUCCCCUACACCUCUCAUAUGCGCAUAGUGUGUAUGCGCGUGGAGCUUUAUGGCUGUCCAUGGACGGAGGGUCUCGUCUCGUAUUCCAUGCCCCAAGGAAUCAAGAGGGGCUCCGAGGUUGACCUUUCCGACAGGACGUACGACGGCCGCGAAGAAGGAGGUUACCUCUCCGGGGGACUUGGUCAACUUGUCGACGGGCAAAAGGGUCCCGACAACUUCAGAUUGGACGUCAGCGGCAACGGAAAGGGAUACGAAUGGGUCGGCUGGCGGAACGACACGCCCAACAUGCUCGGACGUCCGGUGGAAAUAACUUUCGAGUUCGACUACUCGAGGAACUUCACUGCCAUACACCUACACAUGAACAAUUACUUCACCAAGGACGUGCAGGUCUUCUCGUACGCGAAGGUCUACCUCGGUACGGGCGGCAACCAGUUCACUGGCGAGCCUGUCCAUUUCUCUUACAUACCCGAUCAAGUGCUGGAGCAGGCGCGCGAAGUCACCAUAAAGCUGCACUCGCGCGCCGGUCGCUUCCUAAAGCUGCAGCUCUACUUUGCGGCGCGGUGGAUCAUGCUCAGCGAGGUAAUCUUCGAAUCAGUUAUCUCCGAAUGGAACAAUACCGAGGACGAGGAGGCGAAGAACAAGAGUGCCAUUGUACAGGCAACCGGCAGCCCUUAUCAGAAUAACGAGGGUCCACUGCAACAAGACGAAGUGAAGGCUACUUUUAAUAAGGAGGAAAGCAAAGAUAACACCUUUCCAGAUAAGAGCAAGGAACCGGAAUCGAAGCAAUUCGUCGGGCUGGUGAUCGGCAUUCUGACGACCGUGAUUGUGAUGCUGCUCGCAGCGAUCACGUUCAUCUUCUACAGGAACCGUAGACUCAAGGCUGCUCUCGUACCGUCAACCUUCUACGAUCAACAGGGUGAUCUCAAGGUCUCCGUGCCGGAGGAGGGCGAGGACAAGGGACCAAUUUGCCCUCCGCUUCCAGCGCAGUAUCAACCGGCAGCCUACAGCACGACGACGCCGCAGCUGCACAAACCCGUCACGGAUUACGGCGGAAUCACCGAGGUGCAGCCGGUUAUACCGCUCCUGCUUAACUCAACGAUCAAUCUUGCCAGGCCAAUUCCGGCGGUCCAAGAAUAUCCUAACCCGCCGCCCAUACCACCUCCGCCGGAAAAGUAUUACGCCAGUACGGAGAUCUGUAAGAGCCCUUUACCGCCCCUGCCACCCUCGCCGACACCGAGUACACCACCGCCAAUGAGUGCAAAAGCCUCCAGCAGUAUGACGAGCUACAGUCCGGAGGAUAUGCUCACGGAGGAAGAGGAGGAAAUACCCGAAUGUAUCCUCGACUUCCCGCGAGAGAAACUCAACAUCGUUGAAAAUCUCGGUUGCGGAUACUUCGGCGAUGUUCACCUCUGCGAGGUCGACAGGUUUCCUGGAUACGAUGAGGUCUUCAGGAAUACUUCCAGCGACCUGGUUGUUGUUAAAUCCCUAAAGCCAGGAUCUUCCGAUGCUCUCAGGAUAGAAUUUCAACAGGAGGUGAAGAGGCUGGUACGACUCGCCGAUCGAAAUGUCGCGCGGCUACUCGGUGCCAGUCUCGAGGACGAUCCCAUGUGCAUUGUAUUGGAAAACGGCGAGUGCGGGGAUUUGAAUCAAUACCUCCAGAGCCACAUCGCCGAAACCUCGAACCUGCACAGCGCAAAGACGCUCAGUUUCGGCACACUGGUUUACAUGGCCACGCAAAUAGCAUCCGGCAUGAAGUAUCUUGAGGAAAUGGACUUCGUGCAUCGAGACCUUGCCACAAGGAAUUGUAUAGUGUGCCGCGGAUGCACCAUUAAGAUAUCUGAUUUGGGCUGUGGACGAAGCGCGUAUGCGGCGGAUUAUUUCCGCGUUGAAGGACGUCCUCCAUUACCGAUACGAUGGAUGGCAUGGGAAUCGAUGCUAAUGGGAAGGCAGACCUGCAAGGGCGACGUCUGGGCGUUCGCUGUCACGCUAUGGGAAAUCUUGACGUUCGCGCGGGAGCAACCCUUCGAGGAAUUUCCGGAUCAUCGAAUAGUGGAGAACGCGACUUACUUUUAUCAGGAGGAUGAGCGAAGGAUGAUAUUACCGCUGCCAAAGAAUUGCCCUAAAGAGAUUUACGACUUGAUGCGCGAGUGCUGGCAAAGGAACGACGUCGACCGGCCAACCUUCCGCGAGAUUCAUUUGUUUCUGCAACGGAAAAACCUCGGCUACAAGCCCGGUGAGUCGAACGAUACCUGAUACAGAGAACUGGAAGGCUGGAAUCUCAUCCGGCUUUCUAUGAUCGGAGAGCUAAACGGCAACUGGUGGAACUGCCCCUCAUCGACCAAGCUGGACCAAGUCAGACCAAGUUAGUACCUAGGGUGACGAUCCAUAAAUCGGCUAGAACGGACGUAAAUCGUUUGUGACGGCCCGCGGUCAUAUGCGUCCACCGUGUCGACGAUAACCGACAUUGUAUGACAUGAUACUACGUGCAAGAAAGAGGCGUAGAAAGCUAACGAGCUGAUCGCGUUCAGAACUUUUCGCGGUUCGCGACAUUAAUAUCAGGUUCUUUUUGGUCGUCACCAUACAUCGCUGUGAAUAACGCUGUGACUUUAAAUCGAUAACCGGUAUGAAUCGCACAAAUCACCGUAGCAUCCGUGUUACGAAGACAUUAUCUGUAUAAAAUUUGCCUUUUUUUUUACGAUUUCUUUACACGAAUCAAAGCUACACGAAUCGUUAUACUGCCAAGAAUGAAUCGACAUCUAUCUUAUCGGUGUAUACAUCAUCUAGAGAAUAUUGGCCGUGGAAUGUUAAUUCUUUUUUUUUUUAAGCAAACUAGUUUUCGACCUGUCAAGUUAUUAUUUAGCUGACACAUCCGUUUGGGAGAGUUCAAUUAAACGCGCUCGGUUAAUGUGAUAUAUCGCUAGAUCUUCCGGUUUGUCUUCGUGCAAUUUCUUUUUCAUUUUCUCCCGCCGUUGUUAGGUCUGCAAAAGUUACGCGUCGAUCAAAGCGGAUAGCAUUGCGAUAAUGAUCCCGCGUAUCCGCGGCGCCGUAUCCCACACUCGUGCAAUCGAAAUGGAUAGAUUAUGAUUUUGAUCCGCGGCAUUCGACACGAAAUGGAACGUUACUAGUGCCGGCAAUACGCGGGGAGCACGUUCGAUAAAUCGCACAUACGCUGUUCCGAAAUUGAUACUGUCAGCAAACAAGCUUAUGAUAUUCCCGCCGUAACGGCACUCGCGUCACGUUCGGGAUAUACGUUGAUCGGACGCGAAAAUCGCGCACGGUACGUAACAUUUCCCCCGACGAAUAACGUAGUCGUUUCAAAACUCCAACCCUCGGGGAAAAAAAAGUGAUCCUUUACCCGGGAUCGGAGUCCAUCGACUUUCACGUGGGAUUACGUUAUCCGUUUUCGGGCCUUUUGUAUGUCAGUCUCACAUACAGUGUGUUUUGUGAAAGAAACUUGUUUUUUUUUUUAUCAAAAAACAUAGAUCUAUAUACAUGUAUACAAUUUUUAAGACAAUUAAGCGAGUUGUUGUUUUUAGCGAAAGCAAAAUCUAUUGUGAGUGUAUACGAUUGAAUCGGCUGUAAUAUUAAUCAGUGUGUUUCCGACAUUCGACGUAAGCGAAGCUUUUACCGUUUUUAUUUUUAAAGCUAUCGUUCGAAGAGACAAAUGUAAAGACAGGCUAAUUAUCGUUGAUCCAAUCGUCGUUUAAUUGCGCGACCAAUAUCCUUGCCUUCGAUUCACUCGAAUGACGCUUCUCCGUUAACUUUUUAAUUGAACACUCGUCGUAGUGGCGUAUUGAGAGAAUUAUACGAACGUCGCUUCAAGGAGCUUAUCAAUGCACAAAGAAUUAUGAAGUGGGUUUUGAGAGGAGCGUUCUGUUAAAUUAAUCAGAUCGUUGUGCUGUACAAGAAGCAUUUUUCGAAGUAUUCGGAAAAAGGAAUAAUCUUAAGCCGCGAAUUUGCGUUAAGUUCUCUUAACUACUAUUAAGCUUAAGAUGCGCUUAGCCGAAGUGCAUAAAUGUUUGACAAUACCAUUAGAGGUUGCAGUAUAAAUUCAUAUAGAGUGUGUAAAGAAUGUUAAAGGAUUAAUCAACAUUGUAAAUUAUUAAAUCAUUCUAAGACCGGCAGUCUGUUGACGGUCGUAUCGCAUAAUCGUUUCGGGGUCGUACGCCCUAUCGAUUCACAAAACUACGCCUGUGCCCCCUUCGCGCGGUACGGGCGAAAGCCAUAAGUUGAAUGUAUCGUGAUUCUAGAAGGGAAAAAAAAGAGAAGCACAUGUGACCUGACGUUAAGUUUAUAGCGUGGAAUAGAGAUGAGCGAUUUACCCGGUAAAUGUUUUUGCUUGAUUUGUUGCGCAUAAAAUCCGUAAUCAGAUUUACAGAUUAAUGUUUGAUAGAACGCGUCUAAUUAUUUGUGCAUUCCUCGUCGAUCGAAUUUGUACGAUUAACACACUUCUCCAAACUUCUGAUCUCUCUAUUUGUACAGACACGUGUGUUCCAACGGUGAAAUGCAUUUCCCAGGUAAAUGGCUAUCAUUAGUUUGACAUAAUGAAAAGACUUAUAUACUUGUUAGAGUGAUUCUACAUGAGACGUAUGGCGAAAGGAGGGUAAAUAGCUGUGCAAGAAUUGACAGAGGUAUUUCGUGACGUCCAAGAAAAUCUAACGUCGCGUAAAUUUCUAUACAUUGCAGCCUCAUUCGGGCUAGGACACACUCAUGCGCUCGUGAUCUGUAAGAUAAUUAAAAGUAGAACAUAUAAACAAUGAAUGUGUACGGUUAAAUAGUUACGCAAAAGGAUCCUCUCGUUCCUUUAUUACUGUAUAUUUCGAAGAAUUCGCUUCUACAGAUCUAUGUGAACCAAAGUGAUAAGAUUACACAUUAGCUCUUAACCUCAGAUGUGAGUUUAUUUAAAAAUUUCUUUUAUUAUUCUAUUUUACUACUAAUAAUAAUUCUUUUUCAAAAUAUACUUAAACGAAUAUAAUAUGUACAAACUUUGUCUGUUUCUGUUUCAAUUCUUUAUAAAUAUAUUAUUAUUCGAAAUUAUUUUAUCCUUUUAAAAGCGUAUAUCUAAAAAUUGUAUUUAAAAUAAAUGUGAUUGCAUAAUUUUUUAAUUAUUAUUCAAAUCGUCAAUUAAAAAUUUAACAUUUUGAUUAAGAGAACUAAGUCUUCGUAUCUUAAUGGCGACAAAUAAACGACGAAUCAAGGACCUUUUGCACGACUGCAUUUGAUUUCGUUCGAUUUACCGUAAGAUUUAAUUGUGAAAAUGAUAAAUUUAUAAUAUUGUCUAUAACGUUGAUAAUUUAAUAUAUAAAGUUAAGAACAAUAAAACUUAAGGAUUACUGCCACUGCGUUUAGCGAAAUGAGUAUAUCGAGUGAUAUCUAUCGCAACCUUAAUCCAAGGCCCAGCGAUCGAUACGAAUCUUUACGAAUUCGAUUCUUUAUAUACCCAUGUUCAACCUUUCGAGAAAUGUUCACUGUGAAUGAUCGCCGGAGAAUCUGAAAUCGAACGUUCGAUCCUGCAGGAUUGCGAGAGGUGCGUUUUACAGGGCCGAUGUACAAUAUAACCACUCGGAAAUAUAUAAUGUAGUGGUAAUUUUUAGAGACCGAAAUUUCCUGCACGAUCGAACGUAAUUCGAAUUACAUUAUACAUAUUCCUUCCUACAAAAAGAAGUGUAAAAUUAGAAUUGUUCGCGCGUAGCUUUUUGUACAUCGAUCGCUUUUAUUUAUUCAAAUGAGAAUAUUGCAUAAAAUAUGUGAAUGGUAUCAUUAGUAUUUACCGAAAAUGUGACUUAUUUUAUACGACGAGAAAACUUUAACUUUUGACAUAUUUUUCACAAUCAUUAGAAAUUCAACAUAUCGAGUACAUAUCAUUGUUUAAUUCAAAAGAUAAUUAAUGUUAAUAAAUCAUGUGAACAAUUCUUUCUGUAGGAAGCAUUCUCCCUGGAUAAUUAGGGGAGGGCAAACAUACGUGUGAAAAUCAUUGUAGAUUAUAAACGUAAUAUCGAAUGAACUCUGCCGACUAUUUAUUCUCGUCGUAGCAGUAAUUAAACUGGUGAAUAAAGACACUUUGUACAAUUUUUAAUAACGAGAUCCUAAUUGUUGUAAACGCAUCGACUCCGAUUUCGCAUCAUACGUUUCAUUGAACGGGCGCACCCGGCGAGGUAAGUCGAGAAUGGAUCAAGCCGCGUAAAUCAAGAACCCUUUCGCUGCAAAAGCCUCUCGAGUAAUGUAGAUCAUGAUUAAUUCGUAUGUAGAUCAUGAUUAAAUCGUAUUGAGCAAUAUAUGAAAUUAAAUAAAAUUUGUAGUAAACUGA
This is a messenger RNA of Linepithema humile (Argentine ant), 7037 nucleotides long. The record is from RefSeq and is a predicted model, not a curated record. NCBI's taxonomy places the organism in Eukaryota, Metazoa, Arthropoda, Insecta, Hymenoptera, Formicidae.